CCGUUCGUAUGAUAUUCAAGAAUAUCGCAGGGCCUACUGGUUAUGCUAAGAGAAAUAUUAUGUCGGGUUGUGUAACUAGUGCCUUCGAAUUGAUAAUUGACAGACACAUAAUGGAACACAUAAAAGAUUGCACUGAAACCGAGGUGCAUCGAGUUUUGAAAAAGGACUGGACAAUCACAGUUGCUGAGUUGCGUAGUUUUCUAGGAAUUCUAUAUGCCCGGGCCGCAUAUGAGGCGAGAUCAUUGAAAGCCUCCGAAAGAUUACAAACAGAUAAAUUUGCGCUGUUAUCCGAAAUAUGGAACAGAUUUAUAAAUAAUAGCCAGGAUUGUUACAAGCCAUAUGAAAAUAUCUCAAUAGAUAAACAAUUAUUUCCAACGAAAGUCCGAUGCAGGUUUACGCAAUAUAUACCAAAUAAGCCUCAUAAAUUUGGCGUUAAGUUUUGGUUAGCAGUUGACGUGCAAACAGAAUAUAUUUCGAAUGGUUUCCCUUAUAUGGGGAAAGAUGAAACUCGAUGCUCAAGGGGAAAAAGGACAAGAUGACAUUGUUUUCCUAAAAUUUAUAUAAAUCAGAAA
Messenger RNA from Bombus impatiens (common eastern bumble bee), 572 nucleotides. RefSeq lists its product as uncharacterized. The coding region runs from base 9 to 539 and encodes 176 amino acids. Lineage: Eukaryota; Metazoa; Arthropoda; Insecta; Hymenoptera; Apidae. The record is from RefSeq and is a predicted model, not a curated record. The transcript has a single exon.